This is a messenger RNA of Trametes versicolor FP-101664 SS1, 534 nucleotides long. RefSeq names its product 40S ribosomal protein S21. Gene Ontology annotation, molecular function: structural constituent of ribosome. Lineage: Eukaryota; Fungi; Basidiomycota; Agaricomycetes; Polyporales; Polyporaceae. Gene Ontology annotation, biological process: endonucleolytic cleavage in ITS1 to separate SSU-rRNA from 5.8S rRNA and LSU-rRNA from tricistronic rRNA transcript (SSU-rRNA, 5.8S rRNA, LSU-rRNA); endonucleolytic cleavage to generate mature 3'-end of SSU-rRNA from (SSU-rRNA, 5.8S rRNA, LSU-rRNA); translation. The transcript has 4 exons. Gene Ontology annotation, cellular component: cytosolic small ribosomal subunit; ribosome. The record is from RefSeq and is a predicted model, not a curated record. The coding region runs from base 42 to 302 and encodes 86 amino acids.
CCCGCCGCCGCCCCGCCGCACCAAAAGUCCACUUUCUAGCCAUGGAGAACGAUCAGGGUAUUCUCGUUGACCUUUACGUCCCCCGCAAGUGCGCGGCGACCAACCGCCUCAUCACCUCCAAGGACCACGCCUCCGUCCAGAUCAGCGUUGUUGAUGUCGACGCGGACGGCCGGGCACUCUCCACCUCCACCACCUUCGCGCUUAGCGGUGCGGUCCGGGCUAUGGGCGAGAGCGACGACUCCCUGAACCGUCUCGCGACGAAGGCCGGUCUCCUCCGGAACGUGUGGUCGUACCAGAAGUGAUCUCGCUCUCGUAGGGUUGCUCUUGUUGUAUCCAUCCCCCUAUCAUCAUCUCGCUCUCCAGCCCACGGGCUAUUUGUAAAAGAGGCAACGCAUCCUGCUAUCCGGUGUGCAUCCCCCCAUCAUCCGGCCGGUCACUCGCAUGUCCUCGAAGGUCGCAAUCUGAGCUCGAAGAAUGACGUAUAGCAGAAUGCUUUGGCUUCCGAUACAUCUGGGCGCAACGUGUCUUUAUCGC